AUGAGUUUGAGGAUCUUCUCGCUCGAGGAGGAUUUCUUCGAGCUGCGGGGUUUGUCGCUCGAGGAAGAUUUUCUCGAGCGGCGUGGUGCGGACGGAGGAGGGCUCUCGUCCUUUCUUGGCGGAGGAGAUCGUUGCGGCGAAGUCGAUCUUCGCGGCGAGACGGAUCUCUGUGGCGAGAAAGAUGGGUUUCUUGUAGGGACAGGCUUGUCCCUACCUUCAGCGGGUAGCGACUUGUCUAUCGUGCUGGUAGACUGUCGCUUAAGUUUUCUUCUGAGGGAGACGGGCUCCCGGUGGGAGUGUUCUCUUUCGAGUUCGCCAUCGUUGCUAGUUCGUGAAAAUCUAGAUAUCUUCGAGAUGAAUAGCGAGAAGCGUUUCCAGCCCCACGGUGGGCGCCAAUUGUUGAAUCCGAGAUAG
Microthlaspi erraticum is the source of this 414-nucleotide messenger RNA. NCBI's taxonomy places the organism in Eukaryota, Viridiplantae, Streptophyta, Magnoliopsida, Brassicales, Brassicaceae. The record is from the annotation of a GenBank genome assembly.